GCCCAAGUUAACAGCCAACUUCCGACGCCCCACAAUAGCACUGUGUAACAAUCAUGGUUGGGAGCUGAUCAUUCAAUAAUUUGAGUCUCAAGUCACAAUGGCUCUUAAGCGUCUGACCAUUGUCAUCAAGCUAGGAACCAGUUCCAUAGUAGACGAGAACACCCAUGAACCUAUACUGUCCAUCCUUACGCUCAUAGUCGAAACAGUUGCCAAGCUUCACAGAGAAGGUCAUAAUGUUGUUCUUGUUUCGUCUGGCGCUGUUGGUGUGGGGUUGCGAAGAAUGGAUGUGGAAGAGAGACCUAAACACUUACCUCGGAUACAGGCAUUGGCUGCCGUUGGCCAGUGUAGGCUGAUGAGUCUUUGGGAUGGUCUGUUUGCGCACCUGCGUCUCCCAGUAGCGCAAAUCCUGUUAACUAGGAACGAUAUUGCCGAUAGAACACAAUACAUCAAUGCUCAAAAUACCUUCUCGCAGCUAUUCGAUAUGGGUGUAAUCCCGAUUGUCAAUGAGAACGACACUUUGGCUGUUUCCGAAAUCAAAUUUGGUGACAACGAUACACUAUCAGCGAUCACAGCAGCGAUGGUCAAGGCCGAUUACCUCUUCCUGAUGACGGAUGUUGAUUGUCUCUAUACUGCUAAUCCCCGUACAAAUCCCGACGCGCGCCCAAUUGAAGUUGUCACAGAUAUUUCAACCUUAGAAGCAGAUGUUUCAUCGGCUGGAUCAUCUCUAGGUACCGGUGGUAUGGGUACCAAGAUCAUCGCUGCAAAGCUUGGAACUAGUGCUGGCGUAACGACUAUCAUCACCAAGAGUUCGAAGCCCGGAAAUGUGCAUGAUAUUGUCAAUUAUCUCCAACAGCAGAGUCGAAGGCCUAUUGUACCAGAUGCAGCGGCCGAACCAGUCGAGAGCUUUGAGGUAUCAAGCAGCUCUCGGGCUUCGCCUCCGCUACACACGCGAUUCAUUCCAUCAGAGAAUCCAAUACAAUCCCGAUCAUUUUGGCUUCUUCACGGAAUGAAGCCCAGGGGUACAGUCUAUAUAGACCACGGUGCAUAUAGUGCUAUUCAGAAAAAGGCCAGCCUGCUCCCUGCCGGUGUAAUCGGGGUGGAAGGUCACUUCUCUCAACAAGAAGUGGUAAGGUUAGUCGUGAUUGGGAAAGUUUCUCCCGACUCUCUCGAUGGUGAUUUCCUUCAUCAUGGACAAGAGCCCAAGGAAGUUGGACGUGCCUUGGUCAAUUAUGGCAGUAUCGAGAUUGAGCGCGUUAAGGGCCACAGGAGCACACAAAUCCAUACGCUACUUGGGUAUGCCGAUAGUGAAUAUGUGGCGCUCCGUGAGAAUAUCGCCUUUCUGCAAACCGAUGACAGCUCAGGUCGGUAGAUCCCACCAGAGUCUCAAGCUAGGUGCUGAUACUGAGUUUGUUGAUCACAUUCUUCGAACACUUGAAAGACCUAUUCGGUAGGCUUCUAGCCUUUCCUCCCCCUCUCCCAUUCUAAGUCUUAAGCAAUACAGCUGCGCCGAAAGGCUCAGUUAGACUGAAGAUUAUGGUGCUACCAUUCCUGGCUAAGAUUACCUAGUUUUCAUUAAUUGACAGUAGCUUAUGAUGGGAUCUCGCAAGGAUAUAUAUCAUGAUCAAGUAGGUCUUUCUUGAUUCUAAAUCCAUUAC
Messenger RNA from Aspergillus aculeatinus CBS 121060, 1655 nucleotides. RefSeq names its product glutamate 5-kinase. Bases 98 to 1369 code for a protein of 423 amino acids. Gene Ontology annotation, cellular component: cytoplasm; cytosol. The transcript is spliced from 5 exons. Lineage: Eukaryota; Fungi; Ascomycota; Eurotiomycetes; Eurotiales; Aspergillaceae. The record is from RefSeq and is a predicted model, not a curated record. Gene Ontology annotation, molecular function: ATP binding; glutamate 5-kinase activity; RNA binding.